UUUUCCAUAUUAUUAAUAUAAACAUCUAAGCAAACAAGUUUUAUUCGCAGAUAUUGAAAUCUAACCUUUUAAGUUAAAGAACGUAUGCAGCAAACACAAAACAAGUGUUAAAAAAACCAUAACAUCAAAAACAAAUGAAUUUUAAUGAAGAAGAUUGCACUGACUACGAUGACUUAAAAGUUGAAAAACUUACUAGAGAUGUAAUCAAAACGAUUGUUGACGAGUUGCCAAAACACUGGAAGAAACUUGCUCGUUUCUUGAACAUAAGUAAUGAAGAAAUAAAUAGAGUUGAACAUGAGUGCGAUACAACUCGAGAACAAAUUUAUGAAUUAUUUAAUAAAUGGUGUAGAAAUAAUCCAGACAGAAUAUGGAGUGAAAUAAAAUCUGGGUUAAUUUUUUGUGAACGAGAAGAUAUCAUCUGUAAAUGCCAAAGAAUGCUCACUUUACCUUCAAUAUUUGGUGUUCAACCUUCUUCUGAAAUGUUAUUUUUACGCAAAAAAGAACUGUCUAAAAUUCAUCAAUAUUUUAUUGAAUUACAAUACCCAAAAAAAUCUCCGUUAGUAUUGCAUGGAAUGUCUGGUGUCGGAAAGACACAAAUUGCCAGAAAAUAUUGUGAAGUUUAUAAUAAAUUUUAUCAAAACUUUGUUUGGAUAGAUGCAUCAUUUGGAGAUUUGAAAUCUUCAGUGAUUAAUCACUAUCACUUACUUAGAUUAAAUGUUCAAGAUUUACAAAAUGAAGGCGAUUCCAAUGAAGGCGGUUCCUUUGAUAUAGAAGUGAUUAUAAAAACAAUUCACAACUACUAUGAACAUAAAAAGACUUUGUAUAUUUUCGACAAUGCCGACGAUGAAAGUGUUAAAAACUUAGAAAUGUACAUAUCAAGGAAACCUAAUUCGUUUACCUUAAUAACCUCUCAAUGGAGAACGUGGUCAAACAACGUAAAUCAAAUGUUCAUUGAUGUUUUUUCCGCGGAAGAUGCUUUUGCUUAUGUGAAAAAUAGUAUAAAAGAACCCAACGAAAAUAUAAGAAGCCUAAUAAAAGAACUUGGUAAUCAUCCGUUCGCUAUAACUCAAGCAAUUAAAUAUAUAAACAUACAUAAAAUAUCCAUAGCGAAAUAUUUAGAUCGAUUCAAAUCAAAGCCUUUAAAAGUACUGGAAAAUGAAAGUAUUCCAACCGAAGAAGAAUCAAAGUCUGCAAUUAAAGCAAUCAAUUUAGUGUUAUUAAAAUUAGAAAAAACUAAAGUUACUUCAUAUAAAUUACUAAACCUUUUGUCUCAUUGUAAUGGUCAGAACAUAAGUAAGCAGUUUAUAAUCAAAAUCUCAAAACACAUGGCAAUAAGCGAAGAGUACUUAAUAGAUGAAGCAAUUGGUUUACUAAUAAAUUACUCUUUAUUAAAUCAUUUAGACGAUGACAAAUAUUCAAUGCACGAACUAAUACAGUUAUCAUGUAAAUGUUUUCAAAAUAAAAAUUCAAGUACAAAUACGUAUUUUGACCUAAUCAAAAGUUAUUUUGUAUUUGAGUUAAUCAAUAUAAAAGAUCAUGUUGAUUACGGAAAACAUUUUGCUUUUCAUUUUCUCCACCUGUUUCGUUUUAAAAGAAAGAAAAUGUUGAAAACUUUUUAUUUUAUGACAACUUUUAUAAAAACUUUAUUAUUAUGUAAAGGUUUAUUUCAUGAAGCAAUCGAAAUAUUAGAAGCUGUUCAUAGUUUUAAUGCAGAAACCUAUGGAGAAAAUAAUGAAGUUACACUUGAAACAAAACAUAAUAUCGCAAGCUGUUUGUACGAUAUGGGAAAAUAUAACAAAGCUUUAGAAGUUUAUUAUUCUGUUGAUAAAAUACAAACUGAAACUUUAGGUAUCAACAAUCUAUCUACAAUUGCAACAAAAAAUAAUAUCGCAAACUGUUUUUGUAAGAUGGGUAAAUACAAUGAAGCUUUAGAAAUUUAUUAUUAUUUUGAGAAAAAAGAAUCUGAAAUUUUAGGUAUAAACCAUCCAGAUACUAUGGCAACAAAACAUAAUAUUGCAAUCUGCUUGUGCGAAAUGGGAAAAUAUAAAGAAGCUAUAGAAAUUUAUUAUUCUUUUGAAAAAACGGAAUCUGAAAUUUUAGGUAUUAACCAUCCAUUUACAAUGGCAACAAAAAAUAAUAUCGCAAGUUGUUUGUGUAAAAUGGGUCAAUAUAAUGAGGCUUUAGAAGUUUAUUAUUUCGUUGAUAAAAUACAAAUUGAAAUUCUAGGUUUCAACUAUCCAUCUACAAUGGCAACAAAAAAUAAUAUUGCAAUCUGUUUGGACGAAAUGGGAAAAUAUAAUGAAGCUUUAGCAAUUUAUUAUUCUGUUGAUAAAAUACAAACUGAAAUGUUAGGUAACUAUCAUCCAUCUACGAUGGCAACAAAAAAUAAUAUUGCAAGCUGUUUGGACAUUAUGGGAAAACGUAACGAAGCUUUAGAAGUUUAUUAUUCUAUUAAUAAAUUACAAAUUGAAAUUUUAGGUAUAAACCAUCCAUCUACAAUGGCAACAAAAAAUAAUAUAGCAAGCUGUUUGAAAGACAUGGGAAAUUAUGACAAAGCUUUAGAAAUUUAUUAUUCUGUUAAUAAAUUACAAAUCGAAAUUUUAGGUAUCAACCAUCCAUGUACAUUGGAAACAAAAAGCAAUGUGGCAAACUGUUUAACCAAUCUGGGAAAAUAUAAUGAAGCUUUAAAAAUUUAUUAUUCCGUUGAUAAAAUACAAACUAAAAUUUUGGGCAUCAACCAUCCCUCUACAAUAAGAACAAAAAACAAUAUUUCUAAGUGCUUGAGAAAAGUAGAAAAUCAGGGAAAAAGUUGUUUGAUUUUGUAA
Hydra vulgaris (swiftwater hydra) is the source of this 2825-nucleotide messenger RNA. RefSeq lists its product as uncharacterized. The record is from RefSeq and is a predicted model, not a curated record. NCBI's taxonomy places the organism in Eukaryota, Metazoa, Cnidaria, Hydrozoa, Anthoathecata, Hydridae. Gene Ontology annotation, cellular component: kinesin complex. Gene Ontology annotation, molecular function: ADP binding; protein binding. Gene Ontology annotation, biological process: signal transduction.